AUGAGCACCGGCGAUCUUCUAACACCCGGUGCAUUGUGGCAGGACGACACCAAAGUCUUCGUAUGCAGCGGCCGCCGCUGUGGCCGCCGCUUCAACCGGCUCUUCUGCCCCAAGCACCGCUGUCGAUGGUGCGGCCGUGUGUACUGCGACGCCUGCGCGCCGAAGCAGACGGUGUACAAGCGUCAGCUGCUGCGCAAGUGCAACCGGUGUCGACUGCCGGUUGUCUUCCGGUACUCGUGGAACGAGCGCACGCGAGCGAUGGACUGCACCCCGUUCGAGUGUAUCAUUUCCUACUUGACACCGCGCAGCAUCACGGCGCUCCUGCAGAGCUGCUACACGAUGAUGUCCGAGUUUCCCGUGUGCGGUUACCCGUUCUACGAUUCUAUUCAGCAGCGCUUCCCUUCCUUCUACCCCGGUGCGCAGAUCGGCCGCGGCACCUUCGGCACGGUGUUCAAGUGCGAAGACCGCUCCGCAGCGGAUCACAAGCGUGCCAUUCUCAAGUGCAUCAGCAAAGCCACGAACUUGACGUACACGCGGUGGAUGGGCGCCCUCACGGAGCUGCGUAUACUGGAGUCGGUGAACCACCCCAACGUGGCGCACCUUUUGGGUGCGUUUCAGACACGCGAGGACUUGGUAAUUGUGAUGGAGGCGGGCGAGGGCGGAACGGCGCGUCGGGCGGCCGCCGGCGUGCGUGAGUACGGCCAAGCUGCCGAGGAGGCAUUCACGGCGAACAUUAUAGAAGGUGUCGCCGCAGGCCUGAACUAUCUCUACCGGGAGAAGCACAUCAUCCAUCGCGACAUUAAGCUGGACAACAUAGUCUUGUCGGCAGACUACAGCACGCCGAUGAUCAUCGACUUUGGCCUUGCCGAGUUUGUCGUCAACGAGGAGGAGCAAUGGUACGUUGUCGGCGGGACACGCAACUACGCCGCGCCAGAGAGCAUCGCUGCGGUGGCUAACGGGCACGUUGAUAUGAAGGAGCCCGGGAUCACGAUGCACAAGGGCGACCUCUUCAGUCUCGGCGUUGUGGCUUACUACCUUCUGUCGGGCCACCGCCCAUUUCGCAGCAGAAGCUUCGACAAGAUGCACGAGGAAAUGCGGCGCGGUGUCGCCUGCACUGGCCCGCUUUGGGAUGGUGUCUCCAGCGACGCGCGGGAGCUCGUGCAGGCGCUCCUGUCGUACGACCCGGCGCAGCGGCCCGACUACGCCGCCAUCAAGGAGAACCCCUUCAUCACGGCGCGCACCGCAGGCGUGAAGUCGAUUCAGAUGCAGCGGAACGCGCGGCUACUCUUGGACGAAGAGGAGACCCACGCCGAGUGGGUGACACUCGAGCCGUCGGACCUGCGGGAGGCGGCGGACGAGGGGGAGAGUGAGGUGCUGCUACCGCUGUCGACUCCCCAGCGGUGGUACCACGCCUACCUACCUCGCUUCUCGCUGCUCCACUUGUGA
Leishmania major strain Friedlin is the source of this 1446-nucleotide messenger RNA. Its product is annotated as putative protein kinase. The record is from RefSeq and is a predicted model, not a curated record. Gene Ontology annotation, molecular function: ATP binding; metal ion binding; protein serine/threonine kinase activity. The transcript has a single exon. Gene Ontology annotation, cellular component: autophagosome; cytoplasm. Lineage: Eukaryota; Euglenozoa; Kinetoplastea; Trypanosomatida; Trypanosomatidae. The coding region runs from base 1 to 1446 and encodes 481 amino acids. Gene Ontology annotation, biological process: autophagosome organization; peptidyl-serine phosphorylation; autophagy.